This is a messenger RNA of Mesocricetus auratus (golden hamster), 1740 nucleotides long. RefSeq names its product cyclin-K-like. Gene Ontology annotation, biological process: regulation of transcription by RNA polymerase II; positive regulation of DNA-templated transcription, elongation. Bases 40 to 1740 code for a protein of 566 amino acids. The record is from RefSeq and is a predicted model, not a curated record. Gene Ontology annotation, molecular function: cyclin-dependent protein serine/threonine kinase activator activity. Gene Ontology annotation, cellular component: cyclin/CDK positive transcription elongation factor complex; nucleus. NCBI's taxonomy places the organism in Eukaryota, Metazoa, Chordata, Mammalia, Rodentia, Cricetidae. The transcript has a single exon.
UCCAGAGGCCAUUUUGGGAAGAACAAGUCUACUCAAUAAAUGGAGGAGAACAAAGAAAAUUCAAGCCCUUCAGUCACAUCAGCAAACCUGGACCACACAAGCCCAUGCUGGUACUGGGAUAAGAAGGACUUUUCGCAUACACCAUCACAACUUGAAGGACUUGAUCCAGCCACUGAGGCCCGGUACCGCCGAGAGGGGGCUCGCUUCAUCUUUGAUGUGGGUACAUGUUUGGGGUUACACUAUGACACCCUGGCAACUGGAGUCAUUUAUUUUCAUCGAUUCUAUAUGUUUCAUUCCUUCAAGCAAUUCCCGCAGUAUGUAACUGGAACUUGUUGUCUGUUUCUGGCUGGAAAAGUAGAGGAAACACCCAAAAAAUGUAAAGAUAUCAUCAAAACGGCUCGAAGUUUAUUAAAUGAUGUCCAGUUCGUUGAGUUUGGAGAAGACCCACAGGAAGAAGUCCUGGUGCUGGAGAGGAUCUUACUGCAGACCAUAAAGUUUGAUCUACAAGUGGAACAUCCCUACCAGUUCCUGCUCAGAUAUGCAAAGCAGCUCAGAGGAAAGAAAAGCAAAAUUGAAAAGUUGGUUCAAAUGGCAUGGACAUUUGUAAAUGACAGUCUCUGCACUACUGUGUCCCUACAGUGGGAGCCGGAGAUCAUAGCUGUAGCAGCGAUGUAUCUUGCGGGACGCUUGCACAAAUAUGAAAUACAGGAGUGGACCUCCACACCCAUGUACAGGAGGUGGUGGGAACAGUUUGUUCAGGAUGUCCCUGUUGAUGUUCUGGAAGACAUCUGCCACCAGAUCCUGGAUCUUUACUCACAGGGGAAACAACAGAUGCCUCAUCACACCCCUCAUCAGCUGCAGCAGCCCCCGUGUCUUCAGCCUACACCACAAGUGCCGCAAGUACCUCAGUCACAGACAUCUCAAGGCUCUGAAGCAGCGCUGCCCCAGCAGGAGGACUCCCAGCAGUCAGCUCAGCAGCACUGGCAGCCCAGGAAAGAGUCCCCACAGUCCAGUGCUCCAGGACAGGCUAAGCAAGCCCUGGUGGUUUCUCCAAAGGAAGAGAACAAAACCAUAGAACCACCACCUAAAAUUCCCAAACUUGAGACCACUCACUCACCAUUGUCUCCAGACCGGAAGCCUCCCCUUUCUCCUGCCUUAGCUGAGGCUGAAGCAACUGGUUCAGUGGAAGCAAGCGACUUCCCCAAAAUCCAGAUUCCUCAUCCAUUGAAUCUGGCCCCUGUGCACAAACCUCCCCCAUUGCUAUGUUGGCCCCCACUCCCACCACCUCCCAGGUGCAUGACUGGGAUGUCUACCACCAGCUCCCUCAGGUCAGGAGAUGGCUACCAGAACCUUCAGUCCAUGAUGGAGACCGAGGGACUCUCCUAUGGUGCCCUGCCCCCAGUCCGUGGCCCACCUGCUCACCUUCCCUUCCGCCCCCAUGUCUACCCCCCCAGCCCCCCUCCAUAUCCUGUUCCUACACCCCCAGCUUUCUUCUGUCCACCCACCACUCCUUUCCCUAACCCAGGCUAUCUUCCCCCUCGCCCUAUCUAUAAUCCCAAUUUUCUGCCCCCACCUUCACACCUGCCCCCCACCCAUGCAGUCCCUCCUCACCCUCCUCCAGGUUUGAAUUUGUCACCUGCAGCUAUUUCCCCUGGGAUUCAGCCUCCUGUACCCACCCUCGUUUCCCGACCUCACAUGCCCCCUGUCAGGGGCCUAGGGUGGGCAGCCUGGAUGAGAUAA